Molecule: messenger RNA, 1116 nt
Organism: Aspergillus chevalieri
Lineage: Eukaryota; Fungi; Ascomycota; Eurotiomycetes; Eurotiales; Aspergillaceae
Product: erg26, C-3 sterol dehydrogenase
Exons: 3
Coding region: 1-1116 (371 amino acids)
Biological process (GO): steroid biosynthetic process
Molecular function (GO): 3-beta-hydroxy-Delta5-steroid dehydrogenase (NAD+) activity
Source: RefSeq, a predicted model, not a curated record
AUGCCUUCAGCAAUGCGCGAUACAAGAGAAAAUCCCUCGCUGCGCAAUAUCCUCAUAUCUGGCGGGACUGGAUUCGUGGGUUCCGCCAUCGCUCGAGCUGUCGCAGAACAACAUCCGAAGUGUACCAUCACCGUCCUAGACCGCGCUCCCCCCGAUGGUACGCACGAAUUACCCGACGACGUCGCAUUCAUCCAAGCAGAUGUCACUGUCCCUGAUACACUUUACAAUGUGCUUCAACAAGCCAGACCGGAAAUCGUCAUCCAUACAGCGGGUAUUGUUCCAGCUCUGAGCGAGCGGUUUGGUAGGAGGCUAGAACAGCUGGUGCGGAAGACCAACAUCGAAGGGACAAGGAACAUGUUGGAUGCGGCUAAACAAGCGGGUGUCAAGGGAGUUGUCUACACGAGUACUUGUUGCGUUGUGACGGAUGAUAUGAGCAUACCAUACGAGAACAUCGAUGAGCAAUGGCCGAUACCAUCGUCGUCGCUAAUCUAUGGAGAGUCCAAGGCCGCGGCAGAAAGAAUAGUUCUCGAAGCCAACAGCAACACAAUGGCCACCUGCUCCCUCCGACCCUCUGUGCUCUGCGGCCCUGGAGACCCUCAACUCCUCCCGCCCAUUCACACCUGCAUCUCCAAAUGGGAAACCCCAUUUAUAAUCGGAGACGGCUACAACCUGUGGGACGUCACCUACGUGACCAACGUAGGGGACGCACACGUCUUGGCAGCAGAGAACCUUAUCUCCUCACGGACCGCCGCUGGCGAGGCCUUUUUCAUCCAGAACAACGAGCCCAUUACCUUCCGCGACUUCUGCCUGGCCAUCUGGGCCCAGUUCGGCCACACCCCACCCUUUGAGAUCCACAUUCCCCGGUGCAUGGCGUAUGUAGCUGGUUGGGUAUGUGAGAUUUUGACCUGGGUGUCUGGGUCGUCGACGACCCUUAGCCGCGGGAGUGUGGGCGAUGCAUGUUCUGUCCGGUAUGCGAGCGGAGACAAGGCGAAGCGGAUCCUGGGAUACGAAGCUCGGGUGGGAAUGGAGGAGGCUGUUCGGUUGAGUUGUGAGGAUUAUGCGCGGCGAAAUGGAAUCGAAUUACCAGCGCCAGUGAGUGAUAAGAAGCAACAAUGA